GCGCAGACAAGGGCCAGCACGCGACACAAGCACGCAACGACAGGGCAUCAGAGCAGAUGCACCUGUCUCACCCAGCCUUCUCAUUCACUCAACUUCCUUCUCAGAGCAGCGCAGUGCAGCAGAGAUCCAGAGAUCUGCGCCAGUUCGAUGGCUCGCACACAAAGUCAUCACGCACAACCAACAAGGUCACAUCGCUCCAUGGGCUUGUCAAAUCGGGUGCGGGCUGCGCCACGCUCAUCAAGGCAGAAACAACUGCUGUGGCAGUACACACUGGGGCUUCUGCUAGUGCUCACAGUCCAAUCGUCGUGGUUCGAGGCCAGACCAGCGCUGUUGGUGUCUGCUGUCGAAGAUUCACAUGUCCCCGUCUUCGUGGCCCCAACCCCAAAUGUCACGGCGCCGCUACGGCUGGCCCAGACAGCGGCCGCCAACACGCACAUGUUCCGCGUGGCCGCUGUGCAUCGCACGACAGGGAUCAGCGCCAACAUGACGUAUGCAGUCAACGUAACAGUUGCAGCGCACCCUCCUGCCACGUUCAUGCAUCAAGGGGCGCUGGUUGAACCCCUAUUUCACAUCGACCAGAGCGAGGGCGAAGUCAUCUUAGCGCGGGCGCCGCUGUUCUUGCCGGUCGGAACGCUGCUCAACGUGACCGUCACAGCACACCAUCGCUAUCGCGACGACCCGUUUGCACACGCUGCAACAACACUACUUCCCAUCACGAUCGUGUCGCAGUCCGCAGCUGCGCCCACAUGCACCCUGCCAAGCACCGUGUAUGUUAGCUCGGCAGCCCCAAUCGGGUCUAUGGUGGCUGCGGUGGAGAUUAUGGGCGGCUCACUCGGCCAGCGCAGCCUCCUCUCCAUCAUACCGGACAACCACCUUAUGCCCGCCAGCACCGGCGACAGCAGCAACAGCACCAGCACACCGCCUGUGUUUGAUGUCGAUGAACACGGCAACAUCGUGCUGCUGCAAUCACUCGAGUCACCGCCACACCUGUCCACCCACGACCUUGUUGUGCGGCUCUCCUCAGAACCACACACCAUCGACCUCAGCACUGUUAGUGAUUCCAACACCACCACCACCAGCAGCACUACUUGUAGUAGCAGCGACAGCAGCAGCAGCAGCAGCAGCAGCAGCAGCGCACAGAGGCUGGCUGCUUUCUGCCAUGUGCGCGUUAUCGUGGAGUGGGAGCCUAUUCCGGCGCCACAAGUGGCCAUUGUACCCAACACCAUCUCCGAUGCUCACGCAGAACCCGGUACAGUCGUCGCAGCGUUGCUGCCAGCGUUCACCCGCACUGCUGAUGAUGUCACGACAAGCUCCAGGGCAGGCGCACACCAUCAGUGCACCCUCACACGCACACAGUUGAUUGACACAGACGGCCAGUACGUGGACACAGUGCCAACAAUGCUUAGCAGUGACAGUGAAAGCGUCGACGACAGCGACAGCAGCGGCAGUGGCAGUGGCAGUGGCAGUGGCAGCGGCAGCGGUGGUGGUGUCUUUCCAUUUGUGCAGCACCACGGCACCAUCGCCGUUAUCAUCCCCACCUUUCACCACGCUACCUGCAUCCACACCUCUGUCGACACCUCCGACAUGGAACAGCACAGCAUCUCACACUCACACCCCGGCAACGUGGUCAGCACGGAGGUGCCCCUGGUGGUGUCGAUUCGAGAUCGCGUGCACAACAUCACGGAGACCACCUCUCGCUUUCACCAGCGAAACACCACCACAACCAGCAGCAGCGGCAGCGGCAGCGUUAACACAACAGCAGAAACGGUGCAGCAUGUGCUCAGCCUGGCAGUCACAAUGCAAGGCAGUGAAUCGAGUGCAGACAACGGGGAUGCACAGGGCAGUGGUUCGGGCGAGUUUGUCACGAGCACCACGAGUAUGCCAUUCACAACAUCCACAAGCAUAGCACAGGUGACAGCCGUCACGCCAACCAGCACGACAGCCACCAGCAACUACUAUGAUCCACACUUGCUCAAGGAGCACACUUGCGAGGUGGACGUGGUGUGCAGUGGCGUUGACUAUGAGAUGCUGCCACAUGGGCGCUUCUCGCUUUACGCCAACGUGUCUGCCAGGGGUGCUUCCUACAUCAUUCCGCACACGGUGCGCGUGCGCGAUGUCAACGAGCCACCAUACGCGACCGUCCUCAGCCGUGCUUUUGUUGCAGAGCACACACUAUCCACUCACACCGACCCGACCCCGGUUGCUCACGUGCUGCUGCUGGAUGAGGAUCUCCACGCACCAUUCAGAGACAACACCGCACGCGUGACAACAACAUCGGCAACAGCAGCAGCAGCUGGACAGUUUGCAAUCGACAGCAACAACACGCUCAUGGCACGCCACCCGCUUGAUUUUGAAGCAUCACCAGCAUUACCCGUGACCAUCGCUGUUGACUGGCGAGGCAGCCCUGGCACCACAAACUCAAAUAUGAGCGUCGUUGCUGGUGAUGGCAGAGGUGGUGGUGGUGGCGAUGAUGAUGAUGGUGGUGGUGGUAGUGCAGUCGGCGGCGACAGCGACAAUGCCAUGAUUCACGAUGGCUUUCCAUCCAACGUGUCGUUCUCGCACGUUGUGCAUGUGCUUGAUGUCAAUGAGGCGCCCGCAUUCAACACGGCACACAUCGUGGCCGCAGUCCCAGCCAAUGCAUCCGCUGCUGCUGUCACAGUAUCGCUGCCAGCAGUGACGGAUGCAGACAUGUGCAGUCCGUGGAAGGACGUGUCUGUGGUGUUGCUCUCAGUCCUCCAUUGCAGCAAUGCAAGCACCAACGCUGCUGAUCAGAGCGUUGAUGGCAGCAGUGCUCCGGCAACGAGUGCUGACAGCAGCACCGGCGGUAAUGGGACCCACCCUGGUGACGUCUUCCAGUGCACCUCGCUCCACGCCGUCGAUGCUGUCAUCACGCACGACAAUGUCACAAGUGAUGGUGGUGGUGAUGGUGGUGGUGGUGAUGGUGACGGUGGCCGUGUUCUCAGUUUCAACGCAUCGUCACUGCUUGACGUGCAAGCGUUUGUCUCGUUCACGGUGGUUGCUGUUGACGGCGCAGCAACAGCAACAACAGCAACUGCAGAUGGUGUCACGCCCACCCGAGACACGAGCAUCCGCAGCAAACUUGGGCUUUCGCGGCUUGGGUUCAUCCUUGCAGCUGCUGGCUUUGCCACUAUUCUUCUGCUCAUCGCCGUGCUGGCAGUGUGGUACAUGUGUCUACGACGGAGACAGACCAGUUCCGACUUUGCAAGCGCCACGUUCCACACAGCAAACUCAAGUGGAUUCAAAGCAGCGACAGCACAUGUGAGCAGCGCACCAGAGUUGCCGCUUCUGAACAUGCGCAACAGCGCAGUCACGACCGGGUCUGUGUACGCGGAGUUGUUUGGGCAGGCCGUUGGCUCGUUUAUCGUGCAUGACGACGGCCAGCAGCACCGCCUCUUUCUCAAGGCGACGCAGACGGAAUGCAGGCAGUACGAUAUUCUUCGCGGGCGGAAGGGAAAGUUCCAACUCCAAACAGAUGACAACACCACGCAGCCCCUCUUCCAAAAUCUGGCGCAACUCAUCCACCACUACGAGACACCGCGUUCGUGUCUUCCUGUCCCUCUCAUGCGAAUCGUCGCGGAGACCAAUGUGGAUGAGCCACAACGCAUGCAGGCAUGGGGCACCAGGGGUGGGCACGUGGGCAAACACAGCAGCGUCAGCAUCGACCAGACGAGCCAAGAAGACGGUGAUGUUGAGAUGCUGGACGUAACUGCGCCACUACCACAUGCCGCAAACCUCCACGGUCACAGCAGUGGUGUCAUUGAUGACGACGUUGGGAUCGCAACAACCACGUUCACCAGACAGACGUCGGGGAAGAUUGCCGCUGCAGGUGCAUAUGCGCUUCCUGAAGAAGGAGGCGAUAUGCGUGAUGCCAGCGCUGAUGGUCAUCGCCAAGAGGAGGCAAACUUUAGUGCCGAGAGCGACAAUGACGACAGCAGCAGCCACAGCAGUGAUGAUGAGGACGAUAUGAAUGAAGCAAGCGAGCAGCACUCUACACAGCACGCCCAUGAAAAGGCGCAAGUGAGCGUUGUAACUGCUGGGGAAUUGAACCUCGACGACAGUCGCGGUCGCACGCACACCGAAAUCAGACGCAAGGGGGAGUAUUUGUCAAUUGACGGCAACACCUCGGCCGUGCUGGUGUUGCAGGACGAUGCGGAUGGUUUCCCUCACAACGACAGCACGUGCACAGAUGAGAAUGAUGCUAUCGACGAUGCAGCACACGAGGUGUUUCAGUUUGACGACACCAGAAACCGCGCAGAUACGGUGUUUACACAACCAGAAGGCUCCCUCGUAUUUGUGAAGAGUCGAAACGGCAGCAGACGAAGCAAUACAAGCGAUCGCUCUAGCAGCGCCUACCCCACUUUUCAUGACCACGGUGGUGACGGGUUCCAGCAACAACACACGACCGUGUUGAACACACCAGUCACCUACAUCACUUCACCACCACCACCAGCAGCACACCACCACGAUGUGGAUGAGGAACUACUCGGCUCGCCACCGGGCGCCAUCUUUGAUAGGAGCGCGUCCAGCACGCGGAGCAGACAGGUGAAACUCAGCGACUCAGAUACUAUGCAGGAUGUGGAUGCGUAA
Messenger RNA from Salpingoeca rosetta, 4608 nucleotides. RefSeq lists its product as uncharacterized. The record is from RefSeq and is a predicted model, not a curated record. NCBI's taxonomy places the organism in Eukaryota, Choanoflagellata, Craspedida, Salpingoecidae. Gene Ontology annotation, cellular component: membrane. The transcript has 7 exons. Bases 148 to 4608 code for a protein of 1486 amino acids. Gene Ontology annotation, molecular function: calcium ion binding. Gene Ontology annotation, biological process: homophilic cell-cell adhesion.